This is a messenger RNA of Tricharina praecox, 709 nucleotides long. RefSeq lists its product as uncharacterized. The record is from RefSeq and is a predicted model, not a curated record. The coding region runs from base 328 to 705 and encodes 125 amino acids. NCBI's taxonomy places the organism in Eukaryota, Fungi, Ascomycota, Pezizomycetes, Pezizales, Pyronemataceae. The transcript has 3 exons.
CAACGCGCACACCGAACCCCCGAUUGCGGGGAGCUCGUCGGCUCCUGUCAUGUGUCAGCACACUCGAAAGGGUAUGCGAAGGAUUGGGUGUCGCGCAUUGUCGGCGAUUUCCCGUUUUCAGGGAGAGCAUUCGCCUUGCGCUUCUUUCCGGUUGCCUUUCAGCGUUUACACCCCUGGUCCUUCCGGCUACCCAUCCUACCCAGAAUCAUUCAGUAUUGAACUUCGAUGGUUCCCUGAUCAUUCCUCCACAGGAUUUUCUAUUCCUAUCGAUUCCUCCAGCAUUCCUCUAACUUCACCUCGUAUUCCUUUCGAAGGUAUAAGAGGUUCAUGUGUGCAGCUGCCUUUGCGUGCACAAUUCCGUCUCUUUUGCUGUUCCAACACGUCGGACCAGUUCCACCGCUGUUACGAAUCGUCAGAAUAACGGAGCCUCAUCGUCGCUAUCGACGCGAUAAGCGAGCCGCGCCUUUCUGGAGCUCUCUGAAGCCGUGGCGCUUGCUGUCACGAAGUCGAGUUUUGGCUUCGAACGAAAGAGCUGAACAGAGAACUUGUGAGGUGAUGCGCACCUCGUGUGGCUUGCCUUGUCGGAGGAAACCGGGUUGGUGUGCUUUUGACGGGAAGGCCGGGGGAGUGGCCUUCUCGUCUUUUGUCUAUGUGUAUAUAAAUAAUAAAUUCAUCAAUGUGACCCCGCUUAUCAUCAAUCAAUGAGCGC